AUGAAUGCUUCACUGAAUAAUCCCGAAACGACUGUAUAUGUUGGUAAUAUAGAUCCCAAAGUUACAAAGGAAAAUCUUUAUGAACUGUUUGUACAAGUGAGCCCAAUUGCCAAUAUACGAUACCCCAAGGAUAAAGUGUUACAGUUGCAUCAAGGUUUUGCAUUUGUGGAGUUUUAUACACCUGAAGACUGCCAGUAUGUGGUACAACUACUGAAUAAUACGGUUCAACUUUAUGAUCGAUUCCUUAAAGUACGAAAGGCCAAUGUGCAAUCGAGUGGUUCCGAUACAAUCGAUGUCACUAUACAGCCAAUCGCGAAGGUUUUCGUGAAGAAUUUGGAUCCUUCCAUUGAUGAGCCUCACCUUUCUAGAUUAUUUGGGAAGUUUGGGCCUUUGGCAAAAGGACCGGAGAUAUUCUAUCUUUCUGAUGGACAGCUUCGAUGUGCGUACAUUUAUUUCAAAAAUUAUGAUCAUUCUGACCUGGCUCUCGCUACGCUGAAUGGCCAGUUGGUUGUCAAUAAGAAAGUUACAGUAGAUUACGCAUUCAAAGAAAAUGGUAAGGGCAAUGCCAAGUAUGGCGAGGAUGUAGAUAGAUUACUGAACAGAGAGGCCAGGAAACAUGGCCUACUAAAAUAA
Messenger RNA from Torulaspora delbrueckii, 633 nucleotides. RefSeq names its product U2 snRNP complex subunit HSH49 (gene HSH49). Gene Ontology annotation, biological process: positive regulation of mRNA splicing, via spliceosome. The record is from RefSeq and is a predicted model, not a curated record. Gene Ontology annotation, cellular component: U12-type spliceosomal complex; nucleolus. The coding region runs from base 1 to 633 and encodes 210 amino acids. Lineage: Eukaryota; Fungi; Ascomycota; Saccharomycetes; Saccharomycetales; Saccharomycetaceae. The transcript has a single exon. Gene Ontology annotation, molecular function: RNA binding.